AUGUCAUCCACUACCAAGUACGGCGAAAACGGCAGCGACACGUCGUCCUCGGGCGGCGAUAGCUCCAGCUCUGGAAACAGCUCAUCCUCGAGCAGCUCGACAGGCUCCGAGACCUCAAACACUUCCAACACCGCAUCUGGUGGACAAGUCCCAGAGCCGACCCAGUGUGGCAUCUGCAAGGAGUGGUAUGCGUUGGGAGAUGCCCAUACCUGCGACUUGAACGACCCCUACGCGGGCUACUAUGCUUGA
This is a messenger RNA of Pyricularia grisea, 249 nucleotides long. RefSeq lists its product as uncharacterized. Lineage: Eukaryota; Fungi; Ascomycota; Sordariomycetes; Magnaporthales; Pyriculariaceae. The record is from RefSeq and is a predicted model, not a curated record. The transcript has a single exon. The coding region runs from base 1 to 249 and encodes 82 amino acids.